This is a messenger RNA of Bufo gargarizans (Asiatic toad), 2937 nucleotides long. RefSeq names its product trehalase (gene TREH). The record is from RefSeq and is a predicted model, not a curated record. The coding region runs from base 292 to 2031 and encodes 579 amino acids. The transcript has 15 exons. Gene Ontology annotation, biological process: trehalose catabolic process. Gene Ontology annotation, molecular function: alpha,alpha-trehalase activity. NCBI's taxonomy places the organism in Eukaryota, Metazoa, Chordata, Amphibia, Anura, Bufonidae.
UGGUUAUUGUUUUGUGUCACUGAACCUGUUUUGAAUGGAAACAACUUGCAGAAUCAUAGAUCUCUACCCAUUAAAGAAAAAAUAUCUGCCCAUCUUAAGACCCUGAAACUUUGUACUUAGAUCAGGACAUCAGGUUGUCUAGAAAAAAACAAAACGACAGAGCACAUGGGUGUAUAAGAAACUAGAUACAGGGAAGAAAGCCAAAAGAAAUCAUAGGUCAUAACUCGUGCAGCGGCUUUUCAGAAGGAACUUGUUUUUCAUUUUGUUGCACUGUCUGAGGAAUAACAUGGAAUGGACAAGAGGGUGGCUGGCAUUCUUGGUGGUACUCUGUGUGCCUUAGGGAAAAAUGUUCGUACGGAAGAUCUUCCUCCUCCCUGUGACAGUAACAUCUAUUGCACAGGAGAAAUCCUUCAUCAUGUCCAGCUGGCCAAGAUUUUCAGCGAUGAUAAACAUUUUGUAGACAUGGGUCUCCUGGAUACACCUGAGAAAACAAUAAAAAAGUUCCAGGCUCUACUGAACAGCUCUUCGAGUGGAGAUGUUGAUCGGAAUCAGAUUAUUCAGUUUCUAAACACAUCAUUUACUCAUCCUGGAGCAGAAUUUAAAGAGUGGAACCCACUGGACUGGAAUAAAAGUCCUAAAUUCUUGUCUCAAAUUGCUGAUUCGAAGCUGCGCGCAUGGGCUGCAGAUCUUAAUAAUCUCUGGAAGUCUUUGGGGAGGAAGAUAAGUCAAGAUGUAAUGGAUCAUCCAGAACUUCACUCACAAAUCUACGUUCCAAACCCCAUUAUAGUACCAGGAGGCCGAUUCAGAGAAUUUUACUACUGGGAUUCAUACUGGGUGAUCAAUGGACUCCUAUUGUCAGAGAUGUACGACACAGCCAGAGGCAUGAUAGAAAACUUCCUGUACAUCGUGGACAGAUACGGAUUUAUCCCCAAUGGAGGCAGGGUGUAUUAUCUGAAUAGGAGUCAACCACCAUUCCUAACCUUGAUGAUGGAGAGCUAUAUGAACAGUCACAAUAACAUGACUUUUCUCAGGGAAAAAAUCAACCUUCUGAAGAAAGAAUAUGACUUUUGGAUGACUAAACGGAAUAUUUCAGUGGAACAAAAUGGCAAGAAGUAUACACUAAAUCGAUAUUAUGUACCAGCAGGGGGACCAAGGCCAGAGUCAUAUUCUAAGGAUUAUGAGCUGGCUGUGAACCUCACAGCAGGUGCAGAUCAGUCUUUAUAUUCAGAGCUGAAAGCAGCUGCGGAGUCUGGUUGGGAUUUCUCGUCACGCUGGUUCUUUGGUUCUACGAACACUUUGAGGGACACGAAAACAAGCGUAAUGAUUCCUGUGGAACUCAACGCCAUCUUAUGUCGGGUUGAGAGAUUAAUGGCUAAAUUUUACACCGAUUUAAAUAUGCCUGAUGAGGCAUCAAAAUUUUCAACUGCCCUGAACCAGCGAGUUGAAGCUGUACAGGCUGUACUCUGGGAUGAGAGUCUAGGGAUCUGGCUGGACUAUAAUAGAAAUAAUACUAGUAGAAAUAAAAACUUCUACCCUACCAACCUGUCUCCACUUUGGGCCUCAUGUUACACAGACCCAGCGGUUGUAGAGAAAGCUGUCUCCUAUCUGGAGACAAGUGGAGCACUAUCAUAUCAGAAUGGACUUCCAACGUCUUUUAAAGAAAGUGGUGAGCAGUGGGAUUUUCCAAAUGCCUGGCCGCCUUUACAGCACAUAGUGAUUGAAGGUUUGGAGAAGACCCAAUCUAAAAAAGCACAGGACAUUGCAUUUAGUUUAGCUCAAAAGUGGGUGACAGUCAACUAUAAGGCUUAUGAUAAAUACAAAGCUAUGUUUGAAAAGUAUAAUGUUGAAGGUGAUGGCAAACCAGGUGGAGGAGGGGAAUAUGACGUACAGUUGGGCUUCGGAUGGACCAAUGGAGUGAUUAUACAGCUGCUGGACCUCUACAGCUCGCGCCUGACGAGCUCCGCCGCCAGCGCCACCUUCUCUGGGCUACUUUUCACACUACCUAUAUCAAUCAUUACUUUUUGGAUAUGACCCCCGGACCACCACUUGCCACCCUCAAUGACUAAUUCACUUGACUGUCUAAGGUUCUCUCACACGAGCUUAGUGCGUAUUCCUCUUAUUUAUAAUGGAGAUAUCCCAAAAAACUGAACAUACCAGUUCACGCAGUUUACAAUACCACGCACAAACUGUGGAAGAAAGCAGAGAUCUUUUUCUGAUCCUGGACAACCCCUUUAAUUUCUAAAAGAAAAAACGUCUACAGCAUGUGGGUGAGGUUUGCUCAAAUCCCAUCCACAGGGCUGACCGUAUAUUCUGCUAUGGACAUUGUAUGCACAGUUUGGCACCAAAAAUUCUUGACAUUUCUGGUACGUAGACUUCUAGCUAUUGGCCAUUAAAGGGGUUCUCCUAGCUUUUCAUGUUGAUGACCUAUCGUCAGAAUAGGUCAUCAAUAUCAGAUCGGUGGGACCCGACACCCCCGCCGAUCAGCUGUAUAAAGGGAAGGCGCGCGCAGGGUGCACGUGCCAUCUUCCUUUUCUCUUCUUGUUCGCCAUAGAUAUAGCAGCAGAGAUGCCACGUGCAAACUGCGCAUGCGUUCCCUUCAUACGGUGUCGGAUCCCCGCUGAUCUGAUAUUGAUUAACUAUCCUGAGGAUAGGUCACCAAUAUUAAAAGCUUGGAGAACCCCUUUAAUCUUCCAUCUAUCUCGGAUUUACAGUGAUAGACUAGGUUUAGGCCGCUGGAAAUGUUGACAGAUGUGUAUUUCCUGCAUUUUGUAUUUGGAGGUAUGCGGUGGCCUUUAUAAACUUGGCACAGUUUACACAAAUGGGAUGCCAUGUGUUCUUCUUAUCUGCUUUCUACUCCACGUUCCACUGUAAUACGCACUGUGUAACAUUUUCAUAUAAUUUUAAAAUUUCUUUAAUAAAUAAAAAGCAACAAAAAUA